AUGUACGAAAUAUCGAAAAAAACAAUGUUUCAAUUCUGGAAUGAUUCCAGUAAGGAAAAUCUUAUAGAACAAAUAUUUAAAUCGAUUGUGAAACAUUUUAGCCUUAAAGUUGAAAAUGUAUCAUCUAGUACACAAAAACAGUGGAAAACUGUUAUUAAAGAUUUCUGUAACAAAAUUAAUAUAAGAUGGAGAAAGUCCGGAAAAAGAAUUGAUCGAUUUUUAGUAAGGUAUGAUAAGUGGUUGGAAAAUGGCUCUAUUUAUUUUGUUACUGCCACAACAGAAGAGUUUUUAAAAGAAAAAGCACACAAAAUUGUGGGACGCCCACCAAAGCCAUUUAAAGAAGUUCUUUAUAAAUCAAAAAAACAAAAAGUUGAACACUUACUAAAAUCCAGCACGGAAGAAAUAACAUUUGCUGCUGAAAUUGCUUUAAGAAAUGAUGGGAAAAAAGAUGCAGCUAACCUAGUAAAAGAAAUCAGCUCCGCAGCUCCUGGCAGAUCAACUGAAAUAAAACAUCUAUGCGAAAAAGAGAAUGCCCAAAAACCAAGACAGUAUUCCAAAGAAGAAGCAUUAGCCAUUUUUGUGGAUUGCAGACUAACUAAGCAAUCCUAUAUAAACCUACGAAAAAGUGCGAUUAAAGCAGGUCAUGAACUAUAUCCUUCUUAUAAACAGAUUCAGGAAGCAAAAAUGGAAUGCUGUCCUCCCGAAGAAAAUAUUUUUAUAAACGAAACUCGAGCUGAAAUGAUCGACCUUCAAGCCUUAAUGGAUCAUACCGCCAAACGUCUAGUAAGCGUACAACAAUCUGUACUUCAGCAGCAUGCGUCAAUGAUGAAUUUAAAAGUAUUAGACCUUAUUUUAGUCAGUUACAAAUUAAAUUACAAACAAUGGCAGCUUAGAGGUAAAGAACAACAAGAAGAAUUUAAAAUUAGAAAACAAGAGAUUCAAAAAAGAUUUAAAAAUGAGAUGGGUUUAGACGUAGACAAGCCAAAACCUGGUUUCGGUUCCAGUAAUGACGGAAAUACCGCAAGAGCUUUUUUUAAUAAUCCAGAAAAAAGCUCAGAUAUAACAGGAGUCAACAAAACAUUAAUCAAGCAGUUAGGUGAUGUUUUGGCUCUACUUAAAUGCCCAGACCUUCCUUGCUUUACACAUGAUGAUUCUUCAGAGACUUCCGAAGAUGAUUCUGAGCACAUGAAUACUGAGUUUGAUGAAGAGAGUGAAUAA
Brassicogethes aeneus is the source of this 1218-nucleotide messenger RNA. NCBI's taxonomy places the organism in Eukaryota, Metazoa, Arthropoda, Insecta, Coleoptera, Nitidulidae. The record is from the annotation of a GenBank genome assembly.